AUCAAGAUCACCGUACUAACCCCCUUUUCUAACUUCAUAGCUCUAAACGUCGCUUAAAUCAUACCUCUGUCGCUCAAUCUCCCUCUUUCCACGAGGCCCUCUCUCUCUCAAACCUUUCUCAUUUCUCUGUCUCUCGCUCUAAAAUACCACAAAACCCUCUCACAAAAACCAAAGUUCCAUUCUCUCUCUCUCUCUCUCUCUCUCUCUCUCCUGUUUGAGCUCUAAAAGCUGUAGGCGAGGAUUUGAGGAAGCUGCCUUCAACUCCAGACCAGUUGGCUUUCAGGGAAUAUGGCAAAUCAAUUGCCGAAUGGAGGCUUUCAAGGAGGUCCAGAGGACCCCAAGCUCUUGACCAAGCACAAGAAUCAUAUCUCUAACGAAAUAUGGACAAGGGUGAGUGAUUCAAGUGGAGAAGAUGAAGGUAAAGAUCCAGAAGCUGAAGAGAUUGACUCGGAAGAUGAGUUAUCUCUUAAGAGUGAUUCAAGUGGAGAAGAUGAAGGUAAAGAUCCAGAAGCUGAAGAGAGUGACACCUUGGAAGAUGAGUACCUUUCAAGUGGAGAUGAUGAAGGGAAAGAUGCAUCUGCAGCGAGUGAGUCUGCGGAAGUUGAGAAUGAUUCGAGUGGAGAAGAUGAAGGUGAAGAUCUGAAAGCUGAAGAAAGUGACUCUUCGGAAGAUGAGGUCUCACCAAGGAAUACAAUAGGGAAUGUUCCUCUUGAAUGGUACAAGGAUGAGGAACACAUAGGAUAUGAUAGAGAUGGGAAGAAGAUUAAAAAGAAAGCUAGGAAGGAUAUGCUUGAUGCCUUUCUUGCAAGUACUGAUGAUUCAAAGAACUGGCGAAAAUUAUAUGACGAGUACAAUGAUGAAGAGAUAGAUUUGACAAAAGACGAGAUAAAGAUUAUUCGUCAAUUGUUAAGAGGAAAAACCCCACAUCUUGAAGUUAACCCAUAUGAGCCUUAUGUUGAUUGGUUCACCUGGGAUGGAAAAGGGCAUCCGUUAUCAAAUGCUCCAGAGCCCAAGAGGCGUUUUAUUCCUUCGAAAUGGGAACAUAAAAAGGUUGUUGAGUAUAUCAGAAAAAUUCGGAAAGGGUUAAUAAAAUUUGAGAAAAAGAAGGAAGAACUGCGGUUUUAUAUGAUAUGGGAUAAUGAGUCUGCACCAACGGAAAAAGCAUCACAAAGAUUAAGUCAUAUUCAAGCACCAAAACAAAAUUUACCUGGCCAUGAUGAGUCAUAUAAUCCAUCCAUGGAAUAUAUUCCUACUCAAGAAGAGAUCAACUCUUACCAGUUGAUGUAUGAGGAAGAUCGACCCAAGUUUAUUCCAAGACGGUAUGAACGAUAUAGAGUUAUUCCGGCGCAUGAGAAAUUGCUAAGGGAAUUUUUUGACCGUUGCUUAGAUCUAUAUUUGUGUCCAAGGUCUAGGAAAAAGCGGAUUAAUAUCGACCCGGAAUCCUUGAAGCCUAAGCUUCCGAGCCCAAAAGAUCUCAAACCUUACCCGGUGACUUGUUUUCUUGAGUACCGAGGUCAUAGUAGUUUUGUUCUUUCAAUUUCCAUGGAAGCAUCAGGCCAAUGGAUUGCUUCUGGUUCAAGCGAUAGAACUGUGCGUGUUUGGGAGGUGGCAACUGGUAGAUGCUUUAGAGUUUGGGAGUUUGAUGUACCAGUGCAGCAUGUUGCAUGGAAUCCUCGGCCUGAACUCCCAAUAUUAGCUGUUGUCAUGGGGCAAGAGGUGCUUGUUUUAAAUUUAGGGCUAGGAACUGCAGAGGAACAAGAAAAAGUUAAAGAACUAUUGCAUGUUGAAGCACAUUCUGUUCCAGAUGACAAUGGUGAAAACCAAUCUGUUGUGAGUUGGUCUCAACAUGACAAGCAUGAUGGUAUCAAAUUGAAGCAUUUCAAGACUGUAUCUUUGGUUGCCUGGCAGUGUAAAGGAGAUUACUUCACAACAGUUGUACCAAGUGGUGAUUCUAGAGCAAUAAUGUUGCACCAGCUAUCGAAGAAGCAAACACAUAUUCCAAUCAGGAAGUUGCAUGGACUUCCUGUUUCUGCUAUUUUCCAUCCUUCUCGUCCAACGUUCUUCAUUGCAACCAAGAGGGUUGUUCUUGUUUAUGAUCUUAAGAAAAUAAGGCUUCUUAAGAAGUUGCAAACUGGGCUACGUGAGAUAUCAUCCCUUGCAAUCCAUCCUGGAGGUGACAAUCUGAUCAUCGGGAGCAGAGAAGGAAAACUAUGUUGGUUUGAUUUGGAUCUUUCUUCGCAAGCAUACAAAACAUUGAAGAAUCACUCGAAGGACAUUCUGAAUGUGGCCUUCCAUCGUUCCUAUCCUCUGUUUACAUCAUGCUCUGAUGACUGCACAGCCCAGGUUUUUCAUGGUAUGGUUUACUCAGAUCUGAACCAGAACCCUCUUAUUGUUCCACUAAAGGUUUUGCAAGGGCAUAAGAGCGUGGAUGGUCGAGGAGUUAUGGACUGUAAGUUCCAUCCCAAGCAACCAUGGUUGUUUACCGCAGGAGCUGACUCAGUUAUCAGGCUGUACUGUGACUAAUUCGUAUUGCACACUUCCAACUGUGAGCGAAGAGGAAAUUUUUGGCUGUCGGAAUUCACAUCCUGUUUCUUAUGCCAUCUUUAUGUCGUUUAAUCUCGAGAGAGGGAGAGCGGGUGCAGAAUGUCCCUUUCCUAGCCAUUGUUGAGAGAGAGAGAGAGAGAGAGAGAGAGAGAGAGAGA
Molecule: messenger RNA, 2702 nt
Organism: Amborella trichopoda
Lineage: Eukaryota; Viridiplantae; Streptophyta; Magnoliopsida; Amborellales; Amborellaceae
Product: ribosome biogenesis protein BOP1 homolog
Biological process (GO): ribosome biogenesis; maturation of LSU-rRNA from tricistronic rRNA transcript (SSU-rRNA, 5.8S rRNA, LSU-rRNA)
Cellular component (GO): PeBoW complex; preribosome, large subunit precursor
Molecular function (GO): protein binding; ribonucleoprotein complex binding
Source: RefSeq, a predicted model, not a curated record